AUGGACAUGGAAAAUCCACUCUCCCAAUCAACAGGGUUAUUUACCAUCUUCUUCGGCCUCCUCAUAUUACUCUUUCUUCUUUCAUCCAUGUUGAGAAGGCGCAGAACCACCACAGGUGAAAGUAGAGAAGGACCACCAGAAGCAAGUGGUGCGUGGCCAUUCAUUGGGCAUCUUCACCUCUUAGGAAGGGCAAAAGCACCUCACAUCACGUUGGGCAACAUGGCCGAUAAAUAUGGCCCCAUCUUCACCCUGCGUCUUGGUCUUCACAAAACCCUUAUUGUGAGCAAUUGGGAAAUGGCCAAACAGUGUUUUACGGUCAACGACAAAGCAUUUGCUAACCGUCCUAAAGCUUUAGUUCUUGAAGUGAUGGGCUACAACUUUGCCAUGUUUGGGUUCAGCCCCUACGGUUCUUAUUGGCGUCGCAUACGUAAGAUUAUACUGCAGGAGCUCCUCUCCACUCAACGGGUAGACAUGCUCAAGCACGUGAUGGAAUCAGAGGUGAAGGCAGCAGUGAGAGAGAGUUACCAUUUUUGGCUGAAGAACAAAAACAAUGGUUCCGACAAGGCAACAACUGAGAUGAAGAGAUGGUUUGGGGACAUAACUUUAAACAUCGUGUUCAGAACAAUCAUAGGAAAACGUUUUGUAGGUGACGAUGAUAGUGAGAAUGAACGGAUCCGAAAAACACUGAGGAACUUUGUUCAUGUGGCUGGAUCAUUCGCUGUGUCCGAUGCUCUGCCAUAUUUGAGAUGGUUGGAUUUGGAUGGAGCAGAGAAGAAAAUGAAGAAGGCGGCGAAAGAGUUAGAUGCGCUUGCUCAAGCUUGGCUGGAACAACACAAACGCCACAGGAAUCAUGAUUCGGGUAACCAGGACUUCAUGGACGUGCUUCUUGGGCUUGUUGAAGAGGGUGAAGAGUUUGAAGGUCGUGACGCAGAUACCACAAUCAAAGCUACAUGCCUGGCCUUAGUAUUAGCUGCAACAGAUACUACGACGGGGACAAUGACUUGGGCUCUCUCGUUACUUCUCAACAAUCAUGAAAUGUUAAACAAGGCAAUCGAGGAAUUAGACACACGAAUUGGAAAGGAAAAAAUGGUAGAUAUAUCAGAUUUGAACAAGUUAGAGUACAUGAAUUCUAUCAUAAAGGAAACCCUGCGCUUGUACCCUGCUGCACCCCUUAAUGUGAUCCACGAGUCUAUGGAAGAUUGCGUUGUGGGUGGAUAUCAUGUUCCUACUGGCACACGUCUAUUGACUAAUAUUUCCAAACUUCAACGAGAUCCCUUCAUAUAUCCUGAUCCAUUAGAGUUUCGUCCAGAGAGAUUCUUAACUACACAUAAGGACAUUGAUGUCAGGGGUCAACACUUUGAAUUGAUUCCAUUUGGUGCAGGUAGAAGAAUGUGUGCUGGAGUAUACUACAGUUUCCAAUUAAUGCAAUUAACACUUGCGACUCUAUUGCAUGCAUUUGACAUAGAAACCCCUGGUAGACAACCUGUCAACAUGCUUGAACAAGUUGGACUAACCAACAUCAAGGCUACUCCUCUCCAAGUCACUCUUACACCACGUCUCUCGCCUCAUAUUUUUCAUGACCUUUAA
Sphenostylis stenocarpa is the source of this 1587-nucleotide messenger RNA. The record is from the annotation of a GenBank genome assembly. Lineage: Eukaryota; Viridiplantae; Streptophyta; Magnoliopsida; Fabales; Fabaceae.